This is a messenger RNA of Vespa velutina, 1311 nucleotides long. It is a transcript of the gene eIF2alpha, whose product is annotated as eukaryotic translation initiation factor 2 subunit 1. The record is from RefSeq and is a predicted model, not a curated record. Gene Ontology annotation, molecular function: RNA binding; translation initiation factor activity; ribosome binding. Lineage: Eukaryota; Metazoa; Arthropoda; Insecta; Hymenoptera; Vespidae. The transcript is spliced from 6 exons. The coding region runs from base 207 to 1211 and encodes 334 amino acids. Gene Ontology annotation, cellular component: eukaryotic translation initiation factor 2B complex; multi-eIF complex; eukaryotic 48S preinitiation complex.
UUCGUGGUUCAAUCCAAAUACACACGCCGCUAGACGGACAGUCCAAUUUUUUCCUUUUUACCAAACUGUCUAAGUUUUAGAUUAACAACGAGUAAUAUCGCACAUGGAUUAAUAUUUUUCAGUGAAUGUUAAUUAUCCCAUGUGUAUUUAUAUUGAAUAAAAAGUAAAAGUAAAUAUACUUUUCGAAAAAACAAUUAUUUAGUAAAAUGGUGUUAUCUUGUCGAUUUUAUAAAGAAAAAUAUCCAGAAGUGGAGGAUGUAGUUAUGGUAAAUGUACGAAGUAUAGCCGAAAUGGGUGCAUAUGUACAUUUAUUAGAGUAUAAUAAUAUCGAAGGCAUGAUAUUACUUUCUGAAUUAUCUAGAAGACGUAUUAGGUCUAUUAAUAAAUUGAUUAGGGUAGGCAAAACUGAACCAGUUGUUGUUAUAAGAGUGGACAAAGAGAAAGGUUAUAUCGAUUUGAGUAAACGACGUGUAUCGGCAGAGGAUGUAGAAAAAUGUACAGAAAGAUACGCCAAAGCUAAAGCUGUAAACUCCAUCUUAAGACAUGUUGCUGAAUUGCUACAUUAUGACAAUGAUGAUCAAUUAGAGGAACUCUAUAAAAAAACAGCAUGGCAUUUUGAAGAAAAAUAUAAAAAACAGAAAGCUUCUGCUUAUGAUUUCUUUAAACAAUCAGUACUGGACCCCUCCAUUCUAGCAGAAUGUGGGCUUGAUGAACAUACAAAGGAAGUAUUAUUAAAUAACAUUAAAAGAAAAUUGACUUCUCAAGCUGUUAAGAUUAGGGCAGAUGUAGAAGUUGCUUGUUAUGGUUAUGAAGGAAUCGAUGCAGUUAAAAGUGCUUUAAAAGCUGGAUUGGCACUCUCUACAGAAGAACUUCCUAUUAAAAUUAACUUAAUUGCUCCUCCUUUAUAUGUCAUGACAACAUCAACACCAGAGAAACAGGAUGGUUUGAAAGCAUUAAGCGAUGCUAUUGAAGUUAUACAAGAAAAAAUAACAUUCUUAGGAGGAGUAUUUAAUAUUCAAAUGGCUCCAAAGGUUGUUACUGCUACUGAUGAAGCAGAAUUAGCAAAACAAAUGGAACGAGCUGAGUUUGAAAACGCAGAAGUUGCUGGAGAUGAUGACGAUGAAGAAGAAGUAGAAGGUAUGGAUGACUUCAGUGGUGGAGAAGGUGCAGAAGAUGAUAAAACAGGACAUGAGUCUACAGAAGAAGCUUGAAUCCAUAAUUUUUUACCAAUUCAUAAAUCCAAUUAAUAGACAAAUAUAACGUUUUUUAUUACACUUCCCUUCUAAAUAAAAAUAGUUUUACUUUUAUGGA